AUGGGAGACGUCGUAAAAUAUACGGUCGGCUGGAUAUGCGCCCUGCCUACUGAGUUCAACGCGGCGAAAGCUUUCUUCGACGAGAAGCACCAAGACUGCCCUCCUGUCGCACAUCACGACAAGAACAGCUAUGCGCUGGGCAGGAUCGGUAAUCAUAACGUCGUGGUCGCCGUCUUGCCUGACGGGGAGUAUGGUACAACUUCGGCUGCUGUAGUGGCCCAAGGCAUGCUGCACAGCUUCCCAAAUGUUCGCAUUGGGCUCAUGGUUGGCAUCGGCGGCGGCGCGCCCAGCCAGAAACACGAUGUCUGGCUUGGCGAUGUUGUUGUUAGUAGCCGUGACAGAGGGAAGGGCGGCGUCUUCCAGUACGAUUAUGGCAAAUUGGUUCAAAACCAGGACAUCUCCUUUGAGUACACGGAUUUCUUAGACCAACCGCCGAUGGCGCUGCGAACAGCUGUGAACGCUCUGAAGGGCCAAUACGAGAUGGAGGGACAUCAGCUUAAUGAGCACAUUGAAAAAGCAUUAGCAAGGUGGCCUCGCCUGCGAAAGAAAUACGCGCGGCCCCCUCCGCACAGCGACAGGCUCUAUCAAUCCGAUGUCCUUCAUCCCAAUCCAGCGGACGAAUGCGAUAGCGCGUGCGGCGAUAGUCCAACCCACCUCGUAUAUCGGACUGAACGAGACGACCUUAACGAUAAUCCCGCCAUCCACUAUGGGUUGAUUGCUAGUUCGAAUCAACUGAUGAAAAAUGCCAGAAUUAGGGAUACCAUGGCAAAAGAGAAGGGCGUCGUGUGUUUUGAGAUGGAGGCGGCUGGUCUGAUGAACCAUUUCCCAUGCCUGGUGGUCCGUGGGAUCUGUGACUAUUCCGACUCGCACAAGAACAAGGAAUGGCAAGGGUUUGCGGCGAUGACGGCGGCUGCUUAUGCGACGGACCUUUUGCGUCAAAUUCCGCUGAACAAGGUCGAGGCCGAGACACCAAUCGGGGAGAAAGAUCUCAGGUCUGUAUAUGACGUUGUGACUGGAACAAACACCGCUGUGACAGCCUUCAGAGACGAUCAACAUGUUCAGAAGCUUUAUAGCUGGCUAUCAUCUGCAGACCCGUCGACCAACGUCACGAGAGCGAGAGAACGCCGUCACGCUGGCACUGGAAGUUGGCUGCUGGAAAGUGCCGCCUAUUGUGAGUGGGUGGCUGGGAAACGCCAAUAUUUAUGGCUCUAUGGUCUUGCGGGAUGUGGCAAGACAGUCCUGAGCACUACAGUUCUUGAUCAUCUUGAGGAAACAGGCGCGUACCUCACGUUAAAAUUCUUUUUCGAUUUCAACGACACGAGGAAGCAAACGCUGGAGGACUUGUUACGCUCAUUAGCGUUCCAGUUGUAUCACCCGGAAACAGAGGCCACGAAAAUACUUGACAGACUGUUCACCUCUAGCGAUGACGGCCGCCGACAGCCAGAGGUCAACGCUCUUUCGGCCUGUGUUGAGUCGAUGCUGCAAAGCUCCCCUAAAGUCGCCGUCGUCCUCGAUGCUCUAGAUGAAUGCACGACAAGAGAUAAGCUUCUUUCUUGGGUUAGACGACUUUCUAGCAGCUCGAAUACGAAGAAGACCAAGCUUAUUGUGACUGGGCGGCCCGAAGCAGAGUUUCAACGCGAAAUUCCUCGGCUAUUCGGCGAAAAUAACUGCAAGCUGCUCAGCAAGGAGGCUGUCAACGCCGACAUACGCUCCUAUGUCGACCACGAGCUUCAUCAGCGGCCUGACUUCAAGGAGAAGAAAAUACCUCACGAUCUUUUAGAUCAAAUACGCAGCCAGGUUGGAGACGGAGCGGAUGGGAUGUUUCGAUGGGCGGCGUGUCAGUUAGACAGCCUUGCCAAAUGUCUCCAUCCUCAUGCCAUCAGAAAAGCUUUACGCAAUUUGCCCCGGGAUCUCAACGAAACGUACCAGCGCAUGCUUUUGAGUAUAUCGCCCGAGCUCAAAGACGAUGCGUUCCGUCUACUACAGUUUCUCGUCCAUGCCAAACGACCUUUGACAGUAUCGGAAGCUGUUGACGUGAUUGCCACGCUGAUGAAGAAAGGCCAACGAGAGUUUAACACCGAACGCAGACUGCUUCGUGACGACGACAUACUGUGUUACUGUCCCAGUUUGGUAUUAAUCGCUGAGGUCAAGCGAGACGAGGCAACAGUAAGAGAAGUACAGCUUGCCCACUUUUCAGUCAAGGAAUACCUGGUGGACCGAAGCCAGUUCAACCUUGAGAUGGCCAGUAGCGCAAUCGCGAGGACCUGCCUCACCUAUAUUAAAAGCAUUGACUGUAGAUUCCAGACCAUGAAAUCGACCUUCCCUCUGGCACGGUAUGCUGCGGAGGUUAUACUGGUACAUGCCCAGUUGGCAGAAUCGUCCCAUGAGACUUUUGAUGAUAUAAUAACUUUUUUCCAAGAAGAGACUACUUUUAGAAGAUGGGGCUACCUCUAUCAGCCUGAUAGGCCUUGGCAGAAUGAGCCUGGGUUCCCCGAAGCAGGAUGUCUGUAUUAUACCUGUCUCGGUGGACUCUUAAGGGUAUCCAGAUACCUCAUUGACAAAGGCGCAGACGUCAACGCACAGGGCGGCAGGUACGGCAACGCUCUCCAGGCUGCCUCUGAAGGAGGCCAUCGAGAGAUUGUACAGCUUCUCCUCGAGAAAGGCGCAGACGUCAACGCACGGGGCGGC
Molecule: messenger RNA, 2688 nt
Organism: Colletotrichum phormii
Lineage: Eukaryota; Fungi; Ascomycota; Sordariomycetes; Glomerellales; Glomerellaceae
Exons: 3
Biological process (GO): nucleoside metabolic process
Molecular function (GO): catalytic activity; protein binding
Source: RefSeq, a predicted model, not a curated record